CGGCGGGCGCACAUGGCACACGGACUCUACUUCUUCCUUCCAAGUUCCAACCUAGGCAUCUUCUUCAGAGUAUACGAUUGGUGGCAACUGCUAACUCACCGGUGGCUACUGCUAACUAACGGCCGUUCGUCGAUGGCCACCGUGCGGCCCCAGACGGCGGGAAAUCUAACGGCCGGCCAUCGCCGGAUUCUUACAACCGUCAACACCGGAGCGUCCAGCCUCUCCCUCGUCGGUUCCGGCUUCAUCGUCCUCUGCUACCUUCUCUUCAAGGAGCUUCGCAAGUUCUCCUUCAAGCUCGUCUUCUACCUCGCUCUCUCUGACUUGCUUUGCAGUUUCUUCGGCAUUGUUGGGGAUCCAUCCAGAGGAUUUUUUUGUUAUGCUCAGGGCUAUAGCACCCAUUUCUUCUGUGUGGCAUCUUUCCUAUGGACCACAACAAUUGCUUUUACUCUACAUCGCACUGUUGUCCGGCAUAAAACAGAUGUUGAAGAUUUGGAGCCUAUGUUUCACUUGUAUGUUUGGGGAACUUCACUAGUUAUGACUGUCAUACGCUCCAUUGGCAAUAAUCACGGACAGUUAGGUACAUGGUGUUGGAUGCAGACAGGGCGUACAGGAACGGUGGUUCACUUCAUGACAUUUUAUGCACCAUUAUGGGGUGCAAUUCUUUUCAAUGGUGUUACGUACUUUCAAGUGAUACGCAUGCUAAACAAUGCAACCCGUAUGGCUGUAGGCAUGUCGGACCGGCCAUUCCAAGGAGAUACAAGGGCAGACAUGAAGGCCUUGAACAGGUGGGGUUACUAUCCACUAAUUUUGAUAGGCUCAUGGACUUUUGGAACAAUCAAUCGGAUCCAUGAUUUUAUUGAACCAGGCCAUAAAAUUUUUUGGCUCUCAGUUCUUGAUGUUGGGAUGGCUGCACUGAUGGGGCUUUUUAACUCGAUAGCAUAUGGCCUUAACUCUUCAGUACGGCGGGCAAUUCGGGAAAGAUUGGAUCUGUUUUGGCCAGAGAGGUUUCGAAGAUGGUUACCUUGCAGCUUGAAGCUUAGAAGCCAACAGCAGGAAAGUGAACUAGUCUCACUAAAAAGUCAGGACCAGCAAUAGCAAAACGCUUUGCCUUUGUCGGGGCCUGCUAGAACUUUGCUCCCCCACCAUAUCAAAGAUGGGAGAUAGGAAGGAUGAAACCUUGAAACAAAGAGGACAACUACAGCUUUUUAAAUGAUCACGGCCCGACAUAUUCAUUUCCAUCCAACAACAUUGCCUGCAUAAUUCAGAAUGAUCACAUAUGCCUUCUUUAUCUCUUUAUCAAUUAUUAUUGUUGUGAUUUUAUUUUUUUGUAAAAUACUGCUGUUCAUUGUGCAUGCGAGGGUGAUCCCGAGCUGUAGAUAGAUCAGUCGAUGGCUGCCUUCAUUGUUGAGUUUCUAGCAGGUUUCGUGAUGUAAAGCCGAAUUUCUACCUGUAUUUGAGCAGAAGAGCAUUUUUAGCAGUUUCUUCUGCUGGUAUGGAUCUGAGAUCUUUCUGUCGAACUGCUUCCGAGGGUGUCAUUACUUAAUUAUUAUUAUUAGUAUUUUUUUCUGUAA
Molecule: messenger RNA, 1571 nt
Organism: Malania oleifera
Lineage: Eukaryota; Viridiplantae; Streptophyta; Magnoliopsida; Santalales; Ximeniaceae
Product: G-protein coupled receptor 1
Exons: 9
Coding region: 13-1095 (360 amino acids)
Biological process (GO): cell surface receptor signaling pathway; adenylate cyclase-activating G protein-coupled receptor signaling pathway
Cellular component (GO): plasma membrane
Molecular function (GO): G protein-coupled receptor activity
Source: RefSeq, a predicted model, not a curated record